AUGGCUUUCUCUGAUAGGGGCUCGCUUCUUCAAGCUCCGCCCAACCUAUACAAGGUGCUGCUCGCUUUCUCUCAGCCACCAGUGGCUUAUGUAGUGGCAUUCCUACGUGCUCCUCUUUGCCCCCUACUUAAGAAUCCAAAGGUGACCUUUGGCUGUUGUCUUGACGCUUUGGUUACGAAAGUUUCAGGGAUGGGUUCAUUGAUUAGUACACCUCCGGUGCUGAUAAGGUCGGGACCGUGGUCGUCCGUCUCAGGUUUGCCGGCCGAUAAGAUCUCUGAGAUUGACCAGCCAGUUGGGUUGGUUUGGCUAUUCCUUUCUAUUGAAAAGAAGGAGUCAGCUGUCUGCGCGAGUCACCUUCUUCUAGGCUCCGCUGGACGACACGGCAUUCUCGUUUAA
Vicia faba (fava bean) is the source of this 396-nucleotide messenger RNA. NCBI's taxonomy places the organism in Eukaryota, Viridiplantae, Streptophyta, Magnoliopsida, Fabales, Fabaceae. The record is from the annotation of a GenBank genome assembly.